AGCCGGUCCACCGGGCUAUCACGUACGGUGGACUUGCUCUUAGGUGUUCCGGAGUUCCCAGAUGCCCGGCAGUGUUGUACUGUUUUAUGCCAAAGAUACAAAAAGAUAAUGCACCAACGACUGAAGGAUAAGCUCUGUACUUCAUAAAAUCUGGGAGGAGCUUCUGUCUGCUCUUCGAAACGUUUAAGGUUGCAGUGGCAACUGCGAGACUAUGGCCAAUGAGAUCAUGCAUGCGGUUCAGUACGAUAGCUAUGGCGGAGGACCUUCUGGCUUAAAGCAGCAUGUUGAAGUUCCGAUUCCAAAUCCGAGCAAAGAUGAGGUGUUGCUGAAGGUGGAGGCAGCCAGUCUAAACCCAUUUGAUUGGAAAGUUCAGAAAGGCAUGCUGUGGCCUUUUUUGCCUAGCAGGUUUCCGAACAUACCGGGUACCGAUGUAGCAGGAGAGGUUGUAAAGGUAGGCCCUGGAGUAAAAAAUUUCAAAGCUGGUGACAAAGUUGUUGCAAUGGUUAACCCUCGUAAUGGAGGUGGACUAGCUGAACUUGCCGUGACAAGGAAGAGUUUGACUGUUACAAGGCCACCGGAAGUUUCAGCAGCCACUGCUGUAGGAUUACCCGUUGCUGGUCUCACAGCUCACCAGGCCCUUGUACAACCUGCAGGGAUCAAGCUUGAUGGAAGUGGUCAGCAAGCAAACAUUCUGAUCACAGCUGCUUCAGGCGGUGUAGGACUCUAUGCGGUUCAACUAGCAAAACUCGGAAACACUCAUGUUACAGCCACUUGUGGUGCCCGCAACAUUGAACUGGUCAAGAGCCUAGGGGCUGAUGAGGUUAUUGACUAUAAGACCCCAGAAGGUGCAGCUCUUAAGAGUCCAUCCGGUCGAAAAUAUGAUGCUGUGAUCCACUGUGCAACAGGCAUUCCUUGGUCAACUUUUGAGCCUAAUUUGAGUGCGAAUGGUAAGGUAAUAGAUAUUACUCCCACCCUUGGUUCUGUGGCAAGCUUUGCAUUAAAGAAACUUACCUUUUCCAAAAAGCAAUUGGUGCCACUGCUCUUAUCUCCCAAGGCCGAUAACCUUGAUUAUCUUGUUAAGUUGGUGAAAGAAGGGAAGCUCAAGACGAUAAUUGACUCAAAGUAUCCCCUGGCUAAGGCAGAGGGCGCUUGGGCUAAAAGCAUGGAUGGCCAUGCUACUGGAAAGAUAAUUGUGGAGCCUUAGUUUUGGCCAUGCUAUGCUUUGAAUUGGCCUGUGUUAUGUAGUUACAUGAGAUGUUUGAGUAUUAUUUUAAUGGUGUUUAUUCACCAAAGCACUAUGAUGUAUUCCUCACCGUCGUCAUCCUCACUGCCUCCAUGGUUAUAGUAGUUGCUUGAUGUGUUUAGCUUGGUUGGUCGGGUUUUUUGUCAUUCUUGGUGUAUAGAAAGAUGGUAAUGAUGGGUUUGUUCUUGGUGUUAUUGACGAUAAGACUAUACUUAAUGCUCUAUGCAAGAAUGGGUUUGUGCAA
Molecule: messenger RNA, 1487 nt
Organism: Pyrus x bretschneideri (Chinese white pear)
Lineage: Eukaryota; Viridiplantae; Streptophyta; Magnoliopsida; Rosales; Rosaceae
Product: chloroplast envelope quinone oxidoreductase homolog
Exons: 4
Coding region: 212-1204 (330 amino acids)
Molecular function (GO): oxidoreductase activity
Source: RefSeq, a predicted model, not a curated record